GGUCAGGGUUCAGGGUGCCAGUCGCCCUAGAGACCUGAGCCUGUCAGGGUCAAAUGUGAUACGGAUCCCGUGGGGGUGCGUCGUGUUUUGCCGUUCGACGAGCCAGAAGACAAACGUUCGCUUUUUCCGUUCGAGAUCAAUCUUUUAAAAUUCUCGUGGACCAGAGUGUCGGGGGGGUGCUCUGCGGAGGGGGUGCGAGCUCAGGUGCCCCCCCGUAUCACCACGUACCCCCUGAAUUUCCUCCGAGGGCCAUCGUCCCUUGGAGGGACCCGAGCCUCGUCACCCUGACCCAGGAAGACACCCUAGUCUCCCAGGCGAUCCGUGGUGACACCCCGGGCACCAACAGCACCCAGAGCGGAGGAUCUCAGGCAGACAAAAACCAAAAUAUUGAGUGCAUCGUCUGCGGCGAUAAAUCAAGUGGAAAACACUACGGACAAUUCACAUGCGAAGGCUGUAAGAGUUUCUUCAAAAGGAGCGUAAGGAGGAACCUGACCUACUCGUGUCGGGGGAAUCGCAACUGUCCCAUCGACCAACACCAUAGGAAUCAGUGCCAAUAUUGCCGGCUGAAAAAGUGUCUCAAAAUGGGGAUGCGCCGAGAAGGUUUUGCAGCUGUUCAGAGGGGGCGAGUCCCUCCGAGCCAACCUCCAAGCCUCCCUGGCCAGUUCGCGCUGACAAACGGCGACGCGAUGUCCGCCGCCGCCGCCGCUGCUGCGGCUGCAGCGGGCUUCAACGGUCAUUCCUACCUCUCGUCGUACAUUUCCCUGCUUCUGAGGGCGGAGCCGUACCCGACCUCGAGGUACGGGCAGUGCAUGCAGCCCAACAACAUCAUGGGCAUCGACAACAUCUGUGAGCUCGCGGCCAGGCUGCUCUUCUCGGCGGUCGAGUGGGCCCGCAACAUACCUUUCUUCCCCGACCUGCAGGUCACCGACCAAGUCGCACUGCUCAGGCUAGUCUGGAGCGAGCUUUUCGUGCUGAACGCGUCCCAGUGUUCGAUGCCGCUCCACGUCGCGCCCCUGCUCGCUGCAGCGGGUCUGCACGCCUCCCCCAUGGCCGCCGACCGGGUCGUCGCUUUCAUGGACCACAUAAGGAUAUUCCAGGAGCAGGUGGAAAAGCUCAAAGCUCUCCACGUCGACUCGGCGGAGUACUCUUGCCUCAAAGCCAUCGUCCUUUUUACGACAGAUGCCUGCGGGUUGUCAGACGUCGCCCACAUCGAAUCCCUUCAGGAGAAGUCGCAAUGCGCACUUGAGGAAUACUGCCGCACCCAAUACCCAAACCAGCCGACCAGAUUCGGAAAACUGCUUCUGCGGCUCCCCUCGCUCAGGACGGUCAGUUCGCAGGUCAUCGAACAGCUAUUCUUCGUCCGACUCGUCGGCAAGACGCCCAUCGAGACCCUCAUCCGCGACAUGCUCCUUUCCGGCAACAACUUCAACUGGCCUUACACCAUGAACACCAUGUGACACAGCUUUUGGAGGCACCUCGCUUCCUAGGCCCUCUAGUCGACAAAACAAAUUAACUGUUAAACGAAAAAAUGCGCCGCCUCCUCCAGUUACCAAGACCUUUCACGAGAUGUACUUAAGGGUCGAGUUAGACGGUUUCGAUACGUCAACGAGCUGCAUUUUCGUACAUGGUACAUGUGUUUAUAGGGCCUACAACCGGGUAUUAGGUGUCGUGUAAAUAAAACAAAAAAUACUAUAUAAAUAUAUACAUAAAUAUGUAGAUAGUGUACAAUUAAAAGUAGUUUAACUUGUUCCCGUCUAUUUCGCGGGAACUGUAAUCUCAAUAUUUUCGUAAAGGGUUGAAUUUAAAUAAAAGAAAAUAUUCAGGCUACGAUUCCCGUAGUUUUUUUCCCCAUUGUAUAUAAAUUUUGCUCAUGUUUUCUGUUAAGCUAAAAGCCUUAAGGCGAGUUUACUGUUUUUGUCAUAAAAGUGUUCAUUUACAAUAAACAAAAAAAUACAAAAAAAAAAUUGUACAUUUUAUAUCAAAUAUAUUUAUAUUGAAUAGUUGAUAAGCUUCUAUAUUAUGAUUUGUAGUUACCAGUCCUUAAUUUGUUAGUGAGUUUAUCAGGCGUUGCAUAAUAUAUUUUGUUAAAAAGUAUAUUUUUUACCCCGGAAAUCGUAUGAACGGCACAAAAGAAAAAUUCCACACUCUCAGGAAUAUUUUUUAAUUUUGAGUCUAAUCAUAUUACUUGAUUAAAUUAAGAGAUGGUAAGUUAAUCGAAGACUGAUUGUAAAUUGUUUGGUUUGGUUUAUUCGCGAUUUCUCAUGUAACGUGUUUUUUUUAUAUACAUUGAUAGUCAGAUCUGAUCCCGAAGAUUUGCGAAAAAUUUAAAUUUUCAAAGAAAAAAAACGAAGUUCAUAGUUUUCAAAAAAAUCCAGUCUAUGAUGGAACACAAAUUGUUUGCUCAUUGUAUAUUAAAAUAAAUUUAUCGUGUCCAUUGAGAUCUAUUGUACUUGUAAGAAAAAAGUAGACAAUAUAUUUAAAAAAAAUACCUAUAUUGUUUUAAUAUUGUACAAAACUUUGCUAUUUCUCACCGUAUAAAUGAACCACCGAAUUCAUGUUUCCUUUUUACUUUUUAUGUUAUUUCUUUUUUAUUUUGUUUUGGAAGAAUUAUUAUAGAAAUAAGUUGUGAAAGAGAUAUCAGAUGAAAAUUUAUCUAUAUCAUAUAAAUAUAUAAAUAUAUAUAUUUCCUAUGUACAGAGUACCGUUGCAAUGAACAUACCGAAAUAUAUAAGAAAACUUAUUUGUAAA
Cimex lectularius (bed bug) is the source of this 2748-nucleotide messenger RNA. It is a transcript of the gene svp, whose product is annotated as steroid receptor seven-up, isoforms B/C. The record is from RefSeq and is a predicted model, not a curated record. Lineage: Eukaryota; Metazoa; Arthropoda; Insecta; Hemiptera; Cimicidae. Gene Ontology annotation, biological process: anatomical structure development; regulation of transcription by RNA polymerase II; cell differentiation. Gene Ontology annotation, molecular function: RNA polymerase II cis-regulatory region sequence-specific DNA binding; nuclear receptor activity. The transcript is spliced from 5 exons. The coding region runs from base 582 to 1457 and encodes 291 amino acids.